AUGGCUGAUGUGGGCGGGGCCGAGGAACCAAUGAUGGGUGUCAAAGAUAGAACUGCGACAGUAAAGCUAAUACCUGGAACCGGUCCAGCUGGAGCAUGCCUGUCUUGUAUUUAUGCUACUCCAGAAUGGUGUCGAGAGAAUCUCCUUCUGGUUCUGACCGUUGCCGGUGUUGUUCUGGGCAUCGUUGUUGGCUUUUCCCUGAGAACGGCAGAUCUAUCAGAGGACACAAUCAUGAUCCUUUCCUUUCCUGGGGACAUGCUGAUGAGCAUGCUGAAGAUGUUGAUUGUCCCCCUUAUCAUUAGCAGUAUGAUCACAGGACUGGCUUCUCUAGACCCAGUAAACUCUGGACGGAUGGGUCUGCGUGCUAUCGUCUAUUACUUCAUGACUACAUUCAUUGCCAUUAUUCUGGGAAUUAUUUUGGUGCUGGCAAUUCAUCCAGGGGAGCAUGAUCUCGGGGUCCGACGUCGGAGUGUCAAAGAGCAACACACACCUACUUCUGUAGAUGCUUUUAUGGAUCUACUCAGAAAUAUUUUCCCGAGCAACAUCCUGCAAGCUUGCUUCCAGCACACAAAGACCGUCUAUACCAUGGAGGAGCCCGAGGAGUACAUUCUGACAAAGCCCAACAUCUCUGACCUGCUGAACCAGUUCAACACGACCACAACAGCCUCCACCACCACCACCACGCAGACCACCACCACUAACACAACUAAUGAAACGGUUGUUUUCAUUCAAAAGGAGGUUAAGAAAUGGGUUCGGAUAUAUCCGAUGGCUGAUGGAGUCAAUGUGCUUGGUAUCAUCACAUUCUGCACAGUUUUCGGCAUCCUUAUCAGCAACAUGGGAGCCAAGGGUAAAAUCAUGAUUGAAUUCUUCGGUGUACUCAAUGAAAUCAUCAUGAAAAUGGUCUUCCUUGCCAUGUGGUAUUCCCCGGUUGGCAUCAUGUUUCUCAUCACAGGCAAGAUCCUCCAACUGGAGGAUCCAGCAAAGGUGGGUCAGCAGCUAGGCAUGUACAUGGUGACCAUCCUGCUGGGGCUGACCAUCCACACCCUAGCCGUGCUGCCCAGCAUUUACUUCGUCAUGACCAGGAAGAACCCUUUUCGGAUUAUGUGGGGUGUUGUACAAGCAUGGGUUACUGCCCUUGGGACGGCUUCUAGCACAGCAACCCUGCCCGUGACCUUCCAUUGUCUAGAAGACAAGCUGCACAUUGACAAAAGGGUCACCCGCUUUGUGCUGCCGAUAGGGGCCACAAUCAACAUGGAUGGGACCGCUCUAUACGAGGCUGUGGCUCCCAUUUUUAUCGCACAGAUGAACGGUAUGGAGCUCACCUUUGGCAAGAUCGUCGCCAUCAGUCUGACAGCAACCUGCGCUAGCAUCGGAGCAGCAGCUAUCCCCAGUGCAGGGCUGGUUACCAUGGUGAUGGUGCUGACCUCCGUUGGGAUUCCGGCAGACGACAUCAGCCUGAUCCUGGCUGUCGAUUGGUUCCUGGACAGAUUCCGGACAGCGACCAACAUCCUGGGCGACAGUUUCGGAGCGGCUGUUGUGGAGCACUUGUCCCGCCAUGAGCUACAGCUGGACCCACAUUCUCCCAUUGAUGACGCCCCUGAGUUUGACAUGCACAACAACAAGAACAAGUCUGUGGCCAACAGUACCGCAGAGAGAAUAACAGAAGAUCAGCUCUAG
Molecule: messenger RNA, 1677 nt
Organism: Candidula unifasciata
Lineage: Eukaryota; Metazoa; Mollusca; Gastropoda; Stylommatophora; Geomitridae
Source: the annotation of a GenBank genome assembly